Messenger RNA from Achroia grisella, 2323 nucleotides. RefSeq lists its product as uncharacterized. The transcript is spliced from 6 exons. Lineage: Eukaryota; Metazoa; Arthropoda; Insecta; Lepidoptera; Pyralidae. The coding region runs from base 387 to 1886 and encodes 499 amino acids. The record is from RefSeq and is a predicted model, not a curated record.
UUGAUUUACUUCAUUCCUGUAGUCAAUAUAGUUUCACCUUAAUAAAAUAUUAUAAUUUACUAAUCAUUAGUAUAUCAUUUCCAUAAUGCGAAACAAGCAAAAGUAAUUACGUGUGAAGUGUUGGGGAACAGACCGGUGUUCUGAGUACUGUGUUAACCAAAACUGUUUCCAUGUUCUGGGACCAUGUUUGUCGAAACAAACAAAUUCUGCAGGAGUUUGAGGAAGUGGCAGUUCACAAGACCAGCGUGUCUAUAUUUGUAGUAUUGUUCUAUUUGGAAAUGCUCUAUAUACUGAUAAUGACACUGUCGAUACUGAAUAGACUGAACCAUAAUAAUAUGGCGUCUUAGUUUUGAAUUUUACAUUUUACAAUCUAUAUUUUGUAAACAAUGAUUGAUGAUAAACUAAUAAUUUCUGAGAGGGUGUACUUGAGCAAGAACCCCGAUGUGUAUGUACAGAGCAGUUCACUUCAACACUAUCAGGCAGAGGAUAUAAGGUUCCUGUUUAAACAGCAUGUGACGAAAAAGCCUGGAGUCAUCUUCAAGGAGUCAGUUAAAAAUGAGAACUCUUUUCAAGUAACUUUAUUUAUUAGCGCAAUUGUUGGCGCCUUAGAGAAGCCUGUGUUGAUACUGUGUGAUGAAAAUGACAUGGGAAUAUGGAGUGAUCAUUUUCAAAAUAUACAAAGUAAUAAUGAUAUAGCAAUCAAUGAAUCUAACAUUUUCCUUGAAAGGAAAAUAUUUAUUAUCUCUAAGGAAAAAUUGGAUUCAUACCACCGUCGCGAGUGGAGUGUAAUUGUUGUCAGUGAUGAUUCUUUUCUACAAUACAAGCAGAUUCAUCCCAAAUAUAAAGCGGACUACAAAAUAUGGUUGACAACGAUAGACAUAAAAGAUGAUUUAGGGUCUUUUUCAUUGGUUUACAAGUGGUUUUACCCCAAAAAGGAAUUAGAUGUAGAAGAAUUGAAAGUGGAUAAGGCUGAUAUUAGAGAAAAGUUGUCUAAAGUUAUAAGAAUAGAGGCUUCCCUAGAAGAUAUGGUCUUGAGUCGGAGCAAUAUUUUAACCUCAUCAAAAACGUUCCAGUAUCAACCGGUAAACAGAGUAAGCAGAAAAAACAAAGAUGCUACUGGGACCAAAAUUAAGCGCUCAAGGAAGGUCAGUGUUGACAAUAUAGAUAAACCUACUUUAAAAAAGAAAAAUCAAAGCAGUGUUACAAAUGAUUACACUAAUAACAAUAGAAUAGAAAAUAACGGCAAUAGUAGUAACAUACAAAGUGAUGUUAGGGAUAAGUCUAAUGAAGAUGCCGAAAACUUCAUUUAUAAUAAUGAACAUACAAACGAUUAUGAAGUGACUAAUCCAGAAAUUAGUAAUAUUCUGCGGCGCAGUGCGGAAAAACCUUUUAAUGAACUUGAUGUUAACAUUGAAAAAGAUGCAACCAUGGAAAUACGAACCAAUAAUAUUUCCCAAGAUUUUGAGACAGAAGAUAUGCAUUUGAAUUAUUCCGAUGAGAAUAUAUCGCAACAGGUGCAUGAAAAAGAAGCAGAAGAAAAUAUGUUUGUAGCUCCAAUGGAUAUUGAUAGUAGAAAAGAAAAUUGUUUAGUGACCAAAGAUGAAGUUAGUGAAUUUGAAAUUGAUAAUUCUAAUGACACUUGUAAAAAUAAUAAUGAAGACGACAUAAAAGUAAAUGUAUAUGAAGCUCCAAUGGACAUUGAUAGUAAGAAAGAUUUUCCAGUAAUAGGAGAAGAAAUAAAAGAAUUUAAAGUUGAUGAUACAAAUAGCACUGCUCUUCAUAACGAAACGAAUGUUAAGUCUAGCAAUUUUGAUACCAAAUUAGAAGAAUUAGAAGAGAAAGUUAUGAAAAAAUUUAAAGGUUCUUUACUAGACAGUAUAUUUUGAAUUGUGCUCAGUCAAUGGAUAUUGUUUAUUAUAAAUGGACUUCAAUAUUUUAUAACUGUAAUAGAUUUAAGUCACAUGAAAUUUAGGUAUACACAGAAAGUAUACUGUGUAUUAUACACUGAUGUCUUCUUUUGAUUUAAUCAUCACCAUCAUCAUCUGCUUCUUCCUUAACCCCUUUUUUUGGGUCGGCGUAAUGUGAUGAUUGAUUUGAUAUCACGCCGAAUAACUAUUAUGCAAUGGAUAUUUAAAACUCUAUAAAGACGAAUAAUUAAAAUCUAGCUACUUUAGGUGUUGGGUCGGUCUAAUAUUUGAGAUAGGACAGCGCUCUUCAUUGUUAGAUACUUAAAAAGUAAUCUACGUAUUGAAGUCUCCAAUAAUAUUGUCAUUAUAUUUGUGAGGGACAUUGGAGGUAUGUACAAUAAAAUUGUAGACACUGC